Messenger RNA from Ictalurus punctatus (channel catfish), 1874 nucleotides. Its product is annotated as kynurenine--oxoglutarate transaminase 1. The transcript is spliced from 14 exons. Lineage: Eukaryota; Metazoa; Chordata; Actinopteri; Siluriformes; Ictaluridae. Gene Ontology annotation, biological process: biosynthetic process. The record is from RefSeq and is a predicted model, not a curated record. The coding region runs from base 220 to 1566 and encodes 448 amino acids. Gene Ontology annotation, molecular function: L-kynurenine:2-oxoglutarate transaminase activity; pyridoxal phosphate binding. Gene Ontology annotation, cellular component: cytoplasm; mitochondrion.
GUUCAACGUGUGAAUCUAAACGUCUUCUGGAUUCUUAUUAGUCCCAUAGUGCAUUACACGGUGUAAAAAUACCACUUACUACAUGUAGUGCCCUCAAUAAAGGGAGAAAGGAGGCGUUUGGGAUUGAGCCAGCUCCAGCAGCUGACUGAAGGAAUGAAAGUCAGCAACAGUGUAAUGCGGAAAAGCGAUUAACUGCAUCGGUGUAAAUGGCAUCCUGGGAUGUUUAGGAGAGUGCUGGUAAACAGUGCCGCAGUUUGGAAAUCACCGGACAUUCCUACGAUCUGGCAGAACAAGACAAACAUGUCCCGGCAGUUGCAUGCACGAAGGCUUGAGAACGUGGACAAGAAUGUGUGGGUGGAAUUUACAAAGCUAGCUGCUGAGUAUAAUGUAGUGAACUUGGGUCAGGGAUUCCCCGACUUCUCUCCUCCCAGCUUCCUCUUGGAGUCUCUCUGCAAUGCCAUCAAAGGAGGAUUCUCCAUGCACCAGUACACGCGCGCCUUUGGCCAUCCGCGUCUUGUCAAGGCCCUUGCCAAAUUCUUUGGGAGAAUCUUGGCCCGUGAAAUCGACCCCAUGCAGGAGAUACUGGUUUCUGUGGGAGCCUAUGGGACACUUUUCUGUGCCUUUCAGGCUCUGAUUGAUGAGGGUGAUGAAGUGAUCAUUGUGGAGCCUUUCUUUGACUGCUAUGAACCCAUGACAUUAAUGGCAGGAGGGAAACCCGUCUACAUCUCACUGAAGCCUCAAAAGGUCACUGGUCCAACUGUGUCUAGUGCUGACUGGGUGUUAUGUCCUGAAGAGCUAGCCAGUAAAUUUACCUCUCGAACGAAGGCUAUCAUCAUUAACAAUCCCAGUAAUCCAUUAGGCAAGGUCUUUCAGAGGGAAGAGUUGCAGAUGAUAGCUGACCUGUGUAUAAAGCAUGAUGUUAUUUGUAUCAGUGAUGAGGUAUAUGAGUGGCUUACAUAUGAUGGAGCACAACAUAUCAAAAUAGCAAGUCUUCCGGGCAUGUGGGAGCGUACCAUCACUUUUGGCAGUGCAGGCAAGAGCUUCAGUGCUACAGGAUGGAAGGUGGGCUGGGCAAUAGGGCCAGGACGCCUACUGAAACACCUGCACACCUUCCAUCAGAACUCCUUAUAUCACUGUCCCACUCUUAAUCAGGAGGCUGUUGCUGUGGCUUUUGAGAGGGAAUAUGAAUUGUUUGGCACAGAGGAAAGCUACUUCAAACAGCUACCCACACAGCUCCAGGCCAAACGGCUCAGGUUAGCCGAGUGCCUGAAGAGCAUAGGGUUACAACCUUUCCUGCCCGAGGGUGGCUACUUCAUGAUCACGGACAUCUCCUGCCUGAAGGUUGACCUGAGUGACACGCCAAGCUCCACGGAUGAACCCUACGACUACAGAUUUGUCAAGUGGCUUAUUAAAGAGAAGCGUUUGGGUACUAUCCCUGUAUCUGCAUUUUACAGCCAAGAAAGCAGAGCAGAUUUUCAGAACUACAUUAGAUUGUGCUUUGUCAAGGAUGACUCCACCCUCAAAGCAGCUGAAGAUAUUCUGAGACAGUGGAAAAAACAAAAAUAGAUGGAAUCAUAUGAUUCUGUCCAAAAUGAGCUUUGCAAAUUAAAUUGCUCACAUAUACCAGUAUAGACUAAUGUUGAUUUAUGACUCUGAAUCAAUUAAAGGUAAAUGUUUGCCUGUUUUUUCCUUCUCCUCUGUCUGUAGAUAUAUUAUAAUCGUUUGUGUGUCAAUCAGUCAGUCAUCUUUGUCAAAACCCAGCAAAUCUGGUUAAAAGUAAACCUCAGGGCAUGUGCUUGCACAAGUCACUUACCAGUUGUAGCUGGUGUUACAAUCAUACAGUUUAAUUCUUAUUAAAAACUUCAUUUAAUGAU